GUCCGCGGCGGUUCCGGUGCCCGGUGCAUCCGUGCCAUGGCUGCCCAGCCCCAGCUUGGGCCGCGGAAGCGGAGCGGCCCGGUGCUGUGCGGGGAGGGCUGGGCCGGAGCCGCCCCUCCGGCCAUGGCGGGCUUUGGCGGGGCCCUGGAGAACGGCUUCCCGCCGUACAAGCGCCCCAAGAGCGCGGGGCCGGCGGGGCGCCACGAGGGGCCGGGAGAUCUCUUCGGAGACAGUGACGACUUUACGGCGGACGACCUGGAGGAGAUCGACAUCUUGGCUUCUCAGGCGCUGUCCCAGGAGGCCGCCACCGGACCCCCGAAACACGCGUGGGGCGGCUUCGGACCGAACGGCGCCGAGCGGCGGGUGGCGGCGGGGCUGCCCCGGAACGGAGCUCCCGCAGCGGGGAGGAAGCUGCCAGCAGGAAGCAGUACAGAAGAUAGCCUGGUGAGAGAUGCCUUCCAGUUCGAAGUCCUGCAAACGCAGCAUGAAGAAAUUAAACAGAAGCUGAAAGAAAUGCAGGAUGAAAUUCUUACUAAAAAUGGAGAAAUUAAAAUUUUGCGUGACUCGAUGCAGCAGAUGGAGUAUGCUAUGGAGGAACAGAAAAGAUCAUACAUGCUAUUGGAACAGCAAAAAUCUCAGAUCUUAAGUGAAAAAGAAAAAGAGUUCUCCAAAAAGUUGCUGUCAUUACAGUCAGAGCUGCAGUUCAAAGAUGCAGAAAUGAGUGAAUUAAGAACACAACUUCAGAAGUGUGAAAGAAAUAAGCAUGUUAUUCAGACAGUUUUAACACCAAGCCCUAAAAAGAACUUUGCAAUACAAGCAAUACCAGAAGGAUGUUCUGUGCAGCCUGGAAAAAGAUCUUUUCCUACAAAGGCAUCCUUCAGUGCUGAAAUGUCCCCUAGACCAUCGUGUUCUUCAGGAAAUCUGAUUGCCCCAAGUACUUUGAUCAAGGAAGAUAGUAAGAUAAUCCAUCCUGAAGUAUUACCCCUGAAGUAUGAAGCUAUUGGAAAAAAUGGUUCCUACAACUCUGUACCUAAACGAAACACACAAGGUUCUAUCUUACUAAAUGCACUGAUGAAACAGCCCAUUGUCCCUGGGUCAUUACUAGGACUCUGCCAUCUCCUUAGCAGUAACUCUGAGCCUCUACCUGGAGCUGCAUUGCAGCUCAACUAUUUGGAUACGAAGUCCACACACCUACCCAGCAGCAGGACAACUCAAGAAGAAAUUGCUGGUCGUGGAUCCUUGCAAGAAGCUCAAAACCUUGCUGUAACAGGAUUGAACUUGAUUGCUAUGGAUGGAGGAUUAUCUGAAGGAGGCCAAACAGAAAGCCAGACAGAGUUGCAUGUCACACACUGCAAGAUCCGAGGUGCUGUGCACCUCUUGCCCUUGGUAGAACACCAUAUUGGUGCAUACUGUCAAGCAGUACAACUGGCAGACAAGCCAGUAAAUGGUUCUUGUGGAAACCAUUCAGCUGCUUCUUCCAGAGCCAACACAAAUAUGGUGUCAAGUAAGGAGGACUUCAGGUUGCCUCUUGAAGAAACUACAGUUAUAUCACUGGGUAUUCUUUAUUAUUUGGCAUUGUAUAGCUGGGAUGUAGUCCACUUGUUGCUAUCUACUGAAGCGGAAGAAAGUGCUGCUGCUGGAGAUGAACAGGUUUCCAAGAUGGACAAAAAGGUGUUGCAUGAUAACCAGUGUGAUGAUAAAGAAGAUACCAGGACACAAGGAGGGCUGCCUGUAGCUCCACAGGAUGCUCCCAAUAAUGAUCAACCUCAACAUUCCUUAUUUAAAAAGCUGCUUCAGGUUUUAGCUUUUUCUGCUGCAAAAGGCUCCCAGACUGACAGGAUACUGAAGCAAAGCCUAAAGGUUUUGGUGAAAUUAGCUGAAAAUGCAACAAUGGACUUGCUAAUAAUUUUUCAGCAGUUACUGAGUAGCCAGAUACUGCUCCAUUGUCUGUGUCCAGAGACCCCUUUGCCUGCUGUCCUUUUGACCGUGAGACUGUUGUCUAUUCUUGCUCAACACCAUACACUGAUUGUUCAACUUUGUUCUCAUUCAGACACCUGCCUUCUUCUUGCCCUGUACAUGUAUAUUACAUCAAGACCAGAUAAAUCAGCAUCUGAAAUGCUUUGGCUUCAGCUGGAACAAGAGACAGUGAGACUCCUGACAAGGUUUAUGCGGAGUUCCAGUCCAGCAGUUUUAUUACCUGGUACAGAGUGCCAGUGUAAUCUUGAGGUGGUUAAGGCACUAAUUAUAAUGUUACACAGACAGUGGAUGAAGAUUAGAAGAUCUGAGAACAGCUUGUGUACACAUAAGGAACAAAUUAUUCAGUUUUUACGGGAUGCUCUUUUACUCUUGCACAGCCUAUCUCAGAAAGAUAAACUGUUUCAUGAACACUGUUUGGAAGUUCUCCAUCAAUAUGACCAAGCCAUGCCGGGCAUAAGAGCAAUUCUCAGAAAGACUCAAAAGUUGAGUGCUUGUGAAGAGCUGAUUUUGGAUGAAUUGUAUCCUCCUGAGCCAGAAGCAGAAGAGCAAGGAAUGGAUUCCAGAUAGCUAACAUCUAGCAAAGAUCUCUGUCCUUCCUCAUCUAAAUCAUAAUCAUUGCUACUGUAAAUCUGAAAAUCCAGUCAUCUGUUUUAUUAAGAGAUAAUCUAAAGGCUGCACUCAAAUGCAGCACAACUAAGGCAUUUCUUCGUUGUGAUUAUUUAAGUGCCAUCUAAACCUAGCUGAAUGCUCUAAGAAUUAUACUGCAAUGUACUGUUUUGCUGUACAAACCCACUCAGUGGCUUAUGACCAGUUCUAUUUAUGAAAGUAUUUUGAACACAUUUGUUUAUUUGUAGCUGUAGCACUUUCUUGCUUGACUUCCAGGUUUUUCAUGUUGAUAUUAGUAAACAGUUUACUGUGAUUUUAAAAA
Pezoporus flaviventris is the source of this 2905-nucleotide messenger RNA. It is a transcript of the gene ATRIP, whose product is annotated as ATR interacting protein. Gene Ontology annotation, biological process: DNA repair; DNA damage checkpoint signaling. The transcript has 13 exons. Bases 37 to 2544 code for a protein of 835 amino acids. The record is from RefSeq and is a predicted model, not a curated record. NCBI's taxonomy places the organism in Eukaryota, Metazoa, Chordata, Aves, Psittaciformes, Psittacidae.